AUGAAUAUGCCACCUGUUCCACCACCUAAACCGCGUACUAAUCAUGAUGAAGGAAAUCAUGAUUAUUAUUCACACAUAACCAGUCAGCGAUACAAUGAUUUGAAUCUUAUUAUUAGGCCAACAGAGCAGUUGGCAACGAGAGCUCAUUCAGCUUUGCCUGCAACAGUUCGACCAGCGGUAAUUUCACGUCCGUCUAGUCCAGCAGAUGAUCGAUCUACACUUCAAAUAGAACCUGAUCUUAUCGCUAAAGGGAGGUACGAUCCAGCAAGUAAAUGUUUUUCCUAUGCACCAGCUCGAGCUCUUAACGAACGCUUCACAACGCCAAAAAAAGCAAUACAGUGGCAUAAAAUUGAGGAUCGUUCCAAUUUAUUGGAUAAUGAAUUAAGCACAUCAGAUAUAAAUUUAUCAAUCGCUUCCUCUGAAUUAAAUCGACGACCAACUACACCGAAAUGGGAUGGCGAAAUCGCGAAAGUUUGUUGCUUUAUUCCAGUCUCUUCGAAAGAUUCAGAUCUUCGGCUUUUGCCCACUGACAAGAGCAAAUUAUCCGAGUCACUAAAUAAUCGAGUGAUGCGAUUCAUGAGCGAUUCAUCCAUCGCCAUCUAUCGCUAA
Molecule: messenger RNA, 609 nt
Organism: Dracunculus medinensis (Guinea worm)
Lineage: Eukaryota; Metazoa; Nematoda; Chromadorea; Rhabditida; Dracunculidae
Source: the annotation of a GenBank genome assembly